Molecule: messenger RNA, 1043 nt
Organism: Peromyscus eremicus (cactus mouse)
Lineage: Eukaryota; Metazoa; Chordata; Mammalia; Rodentia; Cricetidae
Gene: Tk1
Product: thymidine kinase 1
Exons: 7
Coding region: 76-780 (234 amino acids)
Biological process (GO): thymidine metabolic process
Molecular function (GO): ATP binding; thymidine kinase activity
Source: RefSeq, a predicted model, not a curated record
UAUUUAAAGGAAAGCGCCAAAACUUGCUGACGUUUACCACCCACAGGUCCCGGGACCGAGGCUUGAACAGCGACCAUGAGUUACAUCAAUCUGCCCACCGUGCUGCCCGGCUCCCCCAGCAAGACCCGGGGGCAGAUCCAGGUGAUCCUCGGGCCCAUGUUCUCAGGAAAAAGCACCGAGCUAAUGAGAAGAGUCCGGCGCUUCCAGAUCGCCCAGAACAAAUGCCUGGUCAUCAAGUAUGCCAAAGACACGCGUUAUAGCAGCAGCUUCUCCACACACGACCGGAACACCAUGGAUGCACUGCCGGCCUGCCAGCUGCGGGAUGUAAUCCAGGAGGCCCUGAGUGUGGCUGUCAUUGGCAUCGAUGAAGGGCAGUUUUUCCCUGACAUCGUGGAAUUCUGUGAAAUGAUGGCCAAUGCAGGCAAGACAGUGAUUGUGGCAGCAUUAGACGGAACCUUCCAGAGAAAGGCUUUUGGCAGCAUCUUGAACCUGGUGCCGCUGGCUGAGAGCGUGGUGAAGCUGACUGCAGUGUGCAUGGAGUGCUUCCGAGAAGCGGCCUACACCAAGAGGCUGGGCCAGGAGAAGGAGGUGGAGGUGAUAGGUGGAGCCGACAAGUACCACUCCGUGUGCCGCCUUUGCUACUUUAAGAAGUCCUCGGUCCAGCCUGCUGGGCCAGACAACAAAGAGAACUGCCCGGUGCUGGGCCAGCCUGGAGAGGCCUCAGCUGUCAGGAAGCUCUUUGCCCCUCAGCAAGUCCUACAGCACAACUCUACCAACUGAGAGGACCCGGGGCCUGCCAGCUCCUAUCCAGGCUGGACUCUCAGAGAACGGAGGAGGGGCUGGAACUGCCGUGCCUAAUGGACACUGUGCCCUGGACAGGCUCAUCUGCUUGUCACAGCCUUUUUUAGUUCCCUUGGUUGCAGAGAUGCUUCAGCCCAGACUGGAGCCAGCACUUGGCUGGUGGCUAAGGUUUGACAUCCAGCCAGAGGUGAGGACAGAGCCACAUGGUGUUGUGACAUUGUUGGUGCUGACUUCUUCCUCUU